This is a messenger RNA of Pieris macdunnoughi, 1566 nucleotides long. NCBI's taxonomy places the organism in Eukaryota, Metazoa, Arthropoda, Insecta, Lepidoptera, Pieridae. The record is from the annotation of a GenBank genome assembly.
AUGUUCGCACGUGGAGUGGUUGUGCUAUUAGUGUUUGUAAUAUCGGGACAAUGUGUUUUACGAAAAGAUCGUCAGUACUGGGAAGAGUUAGGUGCAAACGAGAUAGAAGAAGCUCUGGCUAUAAAAAACAACUUAGGUGUUGCCAAGAAUGUGAUUCUCUUCAUCGGUGAUGGGAUGGGAGCUCACACCGUGACUGCCGCGCGUAUACACAAGGGAGGGGAAGGACAUAGGUUGUCCUUCGAAAAGUUCCCUCAUAUAGGUUUGUUAAAGACAUACUCUGCGGACAAAAUGGUUCCGGAUUCUGCAUCAACAGCCACAGCUUUGCUGGGUGGCGUCAAGACUAAUCACAAGACUUUAGGAGUAGACGCGAGUGUAUCCAAUGGGGAUUGUGAAGCAUCCUUACGACCUGAAGCUAAGGUGGAGUCAUUGGCAGCACAUGCUUUGAGGGCAGGAAAGGGGGCAGGUUUUGUUACAACGAUGAGAGUGACACACGCAACACCAGCCCCAGUGUACGCAUUCAGUUCUGAUAGGAACUGGGAGUGCGACGCCUUGACACCUGCCAACUGCAAAGAUAUUGCCCGUCAGAUGAUCGAAGAUUGGCCUGGACGAGAUCUGAAUGUAAUUCUUGGAGGUGGACGUCAAAGUCUGAUACCAAAUGCGACGGCGUUAGAAAACGACCCUCUUAGUAACUGGGCCUGCUCCAGAAAAGAUGGUAGAAACCUCAUCGAGGAUUACAAAAAGAACAAGAAGAGCCGAGGGCUGAACUAUACCUUCGUUAAUAAUACGGAACAAUUGAAGAGCAUUCCGGAAGACACAGAUUAUUUAUUUGGAAUAUUUGCCAACGCUCAUUUGCCAUAUGAGUUCCAGCGAACACCUGAAUCGCCGUCAAUCGUAGAUAUGACAGAGGCCGCAAUAAAAGUUUUACAACGGAAUGAAAACGGAUUCUUCCUUAUGGUUGAAGGUGGAAACAUAGACAUGGGUCACCAUAGGGGUAGAGCACGCACAGCCAUAGACGAAGCCUUAGCUAUGGAGGAGGCUGUAAAACUCGCUUAUAACAUGACCGAUCCCAGUGAUACUCUAAUAGUGGUGACAUCAGACCACGCGCACUCCAUGACCAUUAAUGGACAUCCCAACCGCGGUGACGAUAUCUUUGGUACUGUCGGUCCGUCAAGGGCAGACGGCCUUAACUACACGACGAUAGCGUACGGCACUGGUGGGCCUGGCUCCCGUCAAUAUGAGAUCCAGGUCGUAAACGGCACAAACCAGAUAGUGCGGCGAGACCCUAUCCAAGAUGACACCACAGACUUUAUGUACGAGCAAAUAUCUGCUAUAACUCUAGAUGAGAACAAGCACGGUGGAGGAGAUGUAGGAGUUUACGCUAGCGGUCCAUAUUCCCACCUAUUCCACAACGUACACGAACAACAUUACGUAUACUACGCAAUAUCGUACGCAGCAAGAAUGGGCAAGUACGCUGAGCGACCUACCGUCUCCGGCGCAUUCUCAAUGCAGGCACAUCUUCUCCUAUACUUCAUGUCUUUGUUAUUAGUAUUAAUUGCUGUUAUAUAG